Paramecium sonneborni is the source of this 348-nucleotide messenger RNA. The record is from the annotation of a GenBank genome assembly. Lineage: Eukaryota; Ciliophora; Oligohymenophorea; Peniculida; Parameciidae.
AUGAGGUGGCCAUCAAAAAGUAAGCCUCCUUUAGUAAAACCAUAAACUGCACAAGCAUAACUAUUGGAAUAUUAUCCUUAAACUCCGUAAUAUUAUAGAUAACAAUACAAUAUUAAGAACAAAAGAACUAAUAGUAUUUUAUAUUUAUUUAUUAAAGAAAUCAUGUAUAAUAAUAAUAGAGUAAGCCGUAUUUUUUUUAAAUAAAAUUAUGGAAAUCGAGACAUAUCUCCAAAAAUCAUAAUAAUCCUUAUUUAUUAUAAAGAGUAGGAUAAUAACCAGAAUAUAAUAUGGGAAAAUAAAUAUUACAUAAGAGGUAAUAGAUUGAUGGAAUAUAAGUAAGAUGAAUGA